AUCCCCUUUCAAGGCAUAUACGCAAACAUGAGAAUGGUUCACAUACUCACAUCCGUUGUCGGAUCAAAAUGUGAAGUACAGGUGAAAAAUGGAAGUAUAUAUGAAGGAGUUUUUAAAACAUACAGCUCUAAGUGUGACUUAGUGCUGGACGCCGCUCAUCAGAAAACGGCGGAAUCCAGUCUGGGGCCCAAACAAGAAGACAUAAUUGAGAGCAUCUUGUUCAAGUCUUCAGAUUUCGUUAUGGUGCACUUUAAGGACAUGGACUCCAGCUACGCCCAGAGAGAUGCUUUUACCGAUUCUGCCAUCAGUGCUAAAGUUAAUGGCGAACACAAGGAGAAGGAUCUGGAGCCCUGGGACGGAGGAGAAGGCGCGACGGCGGAAGACCUUGAAGCUUUAGAAACGGACGUUUCCAAUGGAUGGGAUCCCAACGACAUGUUUCGCUACAACGAAGAAAACUACGGGGUGGUUUCCACGUACGACAGCAGUUUGGCUUCCUACACGGUACCCCUAGAAAGAGAUAAUUCAGAAGAUUAUUUAAAACGGGAAGCGAGAGCGACCCAAUUAGCGGAAGAAAUCGAAUCCAGCGCUCAGUACAAGGCUCGGGCGGCUUUGGAGAACGAUGAACGCUCCGAAGAAGAAAAAUACACAGCAGUUCAGCGGAAUGCCGCCGAACGAGAAGGAGCCUUGGCAGCCCCCAGGGAGAACAAGUACAUCCCUCCCAGCCAGCGCAAUCGAGACAUCCUUCCUUGGGGUGCCGGAAGGCAGAAUGCACCGAGGGCCGGCCCGUCUGGAUCGGGCCCCUCCGUGUCCAGACCCGGGUCUCACUCGUCAGACUACAGCCUCCACUCGGGGACCGACCAGAGGAUCGUUAACGGAGGUGUUCCCUGGCCAUCGCCUUGCCCAUCUCCUUCCUCUCGCCCACCUCGCUACCAGUCAGCUCCCACCUCUCUUCCACCACGGGCAGCCACCCCUACACGGCCGCCCACCAGGCCCCCCUCGCGCUCCUCCAGGGCCCCGUCUCACCCCUCUGACUAUGGCUCUCCAGCUCCCGUCUCUACUCUGCCUAAACGCAUGUCUUCAGAAGGACCCCCCCGGAUGUCUCCCAAGGCGCAGCGGCACCCGCGAGGCCACCGAGUCCCGGCAGGGAGGGGCGUCAUCUCGAGCGGCUUAGAAUUUGUCUCCCACAACGUGCCGGGUGAAGCCGCCGGCUCCUCCUCCUCUUCCUCCUCCUCCUCUUCCUCCUCAGCCCGAAGCAGCUCUUCAGGUGGGACGUGGUCCUCGGUGGUCAUGGGGGUGACCAGGUCGUCCCCCAAGGCGCACAGACCCCGGUCUCCGAGGCAGAGCAGCGGGGGAGGGAUCCCUUCCGGCCCAGCCUUGUCUUCCCCCCAAGCUGGCUCAACCCCGGCCGAAUUUGCAGCCACCCCGGUGCCCGCAGCCUCGCCCACCCCCACCAGUCCUGCCGCCAACAGAGCAGGCACCCCAUCUGCGGAAGCGAAAGACUCCCGGCUUAACGAGCAGAGGCAGAGCUCUUCCCCUGCGGCAGCCAAGGAACAUCUCAAGCCCAGCGAAGUUUCUCCCAAUUUUAGCAAGCCGGAAGGCGGCAAAGGAGUUUCUCCGGCUGUUCUAGAACACAGGAAACAGAUUGACGAUUUGAAGAAAUUCAAGAACGACUUUAGGUUACAACCCAGUUCUACCCCUGAAACGGUGGAGCAGCUGCUGAGUAAAAACCGAGAGGGUGAAAAGCCCCGGGAGGCCCCCAAGGAGAAGGUGGAGCCCAGCCCGAAGGACUCGGCGGCCGAACCGGUCAGCAGCGCGGCCCCCUCGGCCGGCGGGAGCAGCUCCCCAAACAGCCCCAGCGCUUCUCCCGCCAGCAGCCUGUCCGAGCAGAAGGCCGGGCCGGAGGUGACCUCCCAGGGCGUGCAGACAUCGGGCCCUGGAGCGAAGCAGGAGAGGGAGGACAAGGAGGAGAAAAAGGAGGCCAGCGAGCAAGUCAGAAAAUCCACGCUGAACCCACACGCGAAGGAGUUCAACCCUCGGUCUUUCGCCCAGCCCAAGCCUUCCACCACGCCCACCUCGCCCCGCCCGCCAGCCCAGCCCAGCCCUUCGAUGGUGGGGCACCAGCAGCCGGCUCCUGUCUACACCCAGCCUGUUUGUUUUGCUCCCAAUAUGAUGUACCCGGUUCCUGUCAGCCCGGGCGUCCAGCCGUUAUACCCCAUCCCCAUGACCCCGAUGCCAGUCAACCAGGCCAAGACCUACAGAACAGUGGCCAACAUGCCUCAGCAGCGGCAAGACCCUCAUCCCCAGAACCCCCUGAUGCACCCGGCCUCGGCCGCCGGGGCCCCCAUGGUUGCCACACCGCCCGCCUACUCGGCCCAGUACGUCACCUACAGCCCCCAGCAGUUCCCCAGCCAGCCUCUGGUGCAGCACGUCCCCCACUACCAGUCUCAGCACCCCCACGUCUAUAGCCCUGUCAUUCCGGGCAACGCUCGGAUGAUGGCGCCUCCGGCCCACCCACAGCCCGGCCUGGUUUCUUCUCCUGCCACCCAGUACGGGGCCCACGAGCAGACGCAUGCGAUGUAUGCAUGUCCCAAAAUACCCUACAGCAAGGAGACAGGCCCUUCUUUCUACUUUGCCAUUUCCACCGGUUCCCUCGCUCAGCAGUAUGCCCACCCCAGCGCCGGCCUGCACCCACAUAGCCCCCACCCGCAGCCCUCGGCCACCCCCACGGGGCAGCAGCAGUCGCAGCACGGGGGGAGCCACCCGGCCCCUAGCCCGGUGCAGCCCCACCAGCACCAGGCGGCCCAGGCCCUCCACCUGACCAGUGCCCAGCAGCAGUCGGCCAUCUACCACGCCGGCCUGGCCCCCACGCCGCCCUCCAUGACCCCCGGCUCCAGCGCCCAGUCCCCGCAGAGCAGCUUCCCGACCGGCCAGCCGACCGUCUUCGCCAUCCAUCCGUCCCACGUCCAGCCGGCCUACACCAACCCGCCCCACAUGGCCCACAUGCCCCAGGCCCAUGUGCAGUCAGGCAUGGCUCCUUCCCACCCCCCUACCCAUGCUCCAGUGAUGCUCAUGACGACGCAGCCGCCGCCCGGUGGACCCCAGGCCGCCCUUGCGCAGAGUGCACUGCAGCACAUUCCAGUGUCCACAGCCACACACUUCCCCUAUAUGACGCACCCUUCAGUUCCCACUCACCAUCAACAGCAGUUGUAAAGCUGACCUGGCAGAGUAACUGAGGCUGGAUCCCUCUUUUCUUUUUCCUUUUCUUUUCUUUUUUUUUUUUUUUUUAAAAAGGCCAAAUACCUUUCAUUUUUUUUUCUCCUGCUUCAUCCAACUUGGAAGCACAGAAACAAAACAAAAGCAAAUGAAACAAACAAACAAACAAAAAACCCUUAGUAUUUCACUUAUUUUUAAGGCGAGAGCGAAAAACGAUAAAAAACCAAGGUGUCACAUCCGGUAGGGAUGCUAAUGGUUUCCAACCUUCCGGUGGGAGAAUUUUUGGACCACUGAGUCACAGGCAGGUCGAUCCCUCCGGGGGACGAUUCCACGAUUCCGUGCGUUGUGUCAAAGAAACUAAAACGGCCCCAAUCCGCUUGCAGAAAAAGAGAAAAACAAAAACUGGAAAAGCUAUUUAUUUUUUAAAACAGCCCUUCAGAGUUACGAAUUCAUGAGCGUAGAGAACCCGAAGUAACAAGAGGUGAGUCUUGUUGCUGUUCUCACUAAAAAUAAUAAUAGCAAAUAGUAAUUAUGUAAAUCAAGACUCUAAACAAACAAAAAAAAAUCCCUUCUGCCACUAACUAAACUUAAAAGAGGUUUUGUGGGGGAAAGAAAUCUAAUAAUGGUCAAAUGGAUAUGGAUUUAUUAUUUAUAAAACGAAAAUCAUGUCUGAGGGGGAAAGAGAACCACUGUCCCAAGGCAGCGGUCUAACUUUUAAGUUAAGAGGAAAACUUACUUUGUAGAUAAUAU
Protobothrops mucrosquamatus (brown spotted pit viper) is the source of this 3963-nucleotide messenger RNA. It is a transcript of the gene ATXN2, whose product is annotated as ataxin 2. Gene Ontology annotation, cellular component: cytoplasmic stress granule. Bases 28 to 3210 code for a protein of 1060 amino acids. The transcript is spliced from 23 exons. Gene Ontology annotation, biological process: cytoplasmic stress granule assembly. Gene Ontology annotation, molecular function: RNA binding. NCBI's taxonomy places the organism in Eukaryota, Metazoa, Chordata, Lepidosauria, Squamata, Viperidae. The record is from RefSeq and is a predicted model, not a curated record.